Molecule: messenger RNA, 1953 nt
Organism: Daldinia childiae
Lineage: Eukaryota; Fungi; Ascomycota; Sordariomycetes; Xylariales; Hypoxylaceae
Product: Vegetative incompatibility protein HET-E-1
Exons: 3
Coding region: 1-1953 (650 amino acids)
Source: RefSeq, a predicted model, not a curated record
AUGAGAUUGCUAAAUACCACGUCUCUAGAGCUUAAGGAGUUCCAAGGCGACACAAUCCCUCCGUAUGCAAUACUAAGUCAUACAUGGAUCGACGGCGAGGAGGUCAGCUUUCACGACUUCAUAGACCUGAGCCCAUCUACAACAACCAAAUCCGGGUUCCUCAAGAUCCAGGGCGCGUGCAGGAUCGCGCGACAGGACGGCAUCGAGUGGAUAUGGAUCGACACCAAUUGCAUCGACAAGGCCAGCUCGGCCGAGCUCACGGAAGCGAUCAACUCCAUGUACAAUUGGUACCGCCAGUCAACCGUGUGCUAUGCAUACCUGGCCGACGUGCCGAAACUUCACCCCGAGAAGGACGCCGGUCCGCUCCGUCCGCUCCGCAAGAGCAACUGGCUCCGUCGCGGCUGGACGCUGCAGGAACUGAUCGGCCCGCGCCGCUUAGUCUUCUUCUCGCGGUGCUGGACGGAAAUCGGCGACCGCUCCCAGCUCGCGGGCGAUAUCUCGGCCGCCACGGGCAUCGAGACGCCGCUGCUGCAGGGCCGCGGUGACCUGCGCGCCGUUAGCAUCGCCAAGAAGAUGUCGUGGGCGGCGCGGCGCCGGACUACGCGCGCCGAGGACGCGGCGUAUUGCCUGCUGGGCUUGUUCGAUGUCAAUAUGCCGCUGCUGUAUGGCGAGGGGGGCGCUAAGGCGUUUGCCCGGCUCCAGGAGGAGAUCAUCCGCACGUCGAACGAUCAUACGAUAUUCUGCUGGAGUCGCAGUGCGGAGGUGGAGGCGGAGGUGGUGCCGCGGGAUUGGUCUAGCAUGCUGGCUCCGUCGCCGGCGGCGUUCUGCGACGCGGGCGAGUACGUCCCGGUUGAUGCGUGGGAGGCGCCGAUGCCGUAUGCGAUGACGAAUCUGGGGUUGUCGAUUUACUUGCCUGUGGUGUAUACGCUGACGCAGUUGUUUGUUGUUCUGGAUGCGGGACUUGUGGGUAGUCGGUCGGAUAUGCGUGCUUGUAUUGCUGUGCAACGGACCAACCAGAGGCGCUCUGGCUCGAAUAUACUCGACAGAAGCCGAUUUCUAGAGAGCCCGGUCAUCCUAUCCAAGAAGGCGACAGAUACUAGGGAGCGGUACAGCCUAUUCAUCAGGUCUCGGUUCGUCCCGCAACCUGGAAUCCGAUAUAGCCAUCAUCCGCGCAGACGUUCUGUAUUCAAGCACGGCAUCUUGCUCUUUGCCGACCCAACCGCGAAACGACUCCUGUCGACGGGGAGGCAGGAUGCGCCGCUCGGAGCCGUGGGUUACGAUAUCGAGACGCAUCCCCCGGGCCUUUUUGACGAGGAUACGGCGCUGCUACGGCUGCCGGCCUUCGAAGGUGGUAGUUCGUUGCUGACGUCGGGGUUACUACGCAUUUGCUUCAAGUCGCCACAGGCGACUGAUUUUUACUUAUUCUUCGCCGUCAUCUCGACGUUUAGCGGGAAAGAAGUGUGGCACUGCAGCAUACACUCCGCAGAAGACUUCUUCCACAUUAAGCUUGCCAUUCGCGAACACGUAGAAGAGGGCGGCGUGCCGGUGCAGGAAGAGGUCCUGAUACACAACUGCCUGAGGAACGAGGUAUGGGAGAACCGUCGUAAGCAGUUGACGGCGCACACUCCCGACGAAUCGCUCUUUGUCUCCAUUGGUGGCACAAUAGCUCUUUAUCCAGAUACCGACAUCCGCGCUGCUAUGCUAUCCGGUAAGUGCGAGUCGCCCUAUUCGGUCCCAAUCAGCGCGACGGAUCUUAGCGGAGUCGUCGACGAAACAGACGACAGCGACUACGUGGACGAGAGCGAGGAGAGGGGGCUCGAAGACUGGGACUCGUCGAACGAGGAAGAAGAGAGCGGGAGUAGCUUGGCUGUGGGAGAAGAUGCAAGCGGGUUGCGGAGAUGGGACGUCAACAGCUCUGUCGAGAACUCGCAGACCCUAUCGUCUGCAUCGUAG